AUGAGACACAACGUUCUCAAGAGUUGUACUCGUUUACUAUGUACCGUACCACGACAACACGUACCUCAGGUAUGCAUCGUCGGUGCUGGUCCGGCGGGCUUUUACGCGGCGCAACAGUUGCUCAAGGAUUCAAGCGACGUAAUAAUCAACAUAUUGGACAAACAACCAGUUCCGUUUGGCCUGAUACGCUACGGAGUUGCUCCGGAUCAUCCAGAAGUGAAGAACGUUCUCAAUAAAUUUCACAAAGUUGCGACCAAUCCACGUGUUGAAUUUAUAGGCAAUGUUAAUGUUGGCAGGGACAUUCAUAUCUCGAAUCUGCGACGCUUGUAUGACGCUGUGUUGCUGACUUAUGGCGCUCAAGAAGAUCGAUUACUUAACGUACCCGGCGAAAAUUUGAACAAUGUGAUAUCAGCUCGGCGUUUUGUUGGUUGGUACAAUGGAGUUCCAGAAGAUAAAGAUCUGAAGAUUAAUUUAGAUGUAGAGGAAGCAGUUGUCAUAGGUCAAGGCAACGUGGCCAUGGAUGUCGCGAGGAUUCUAUUGACGCCAAUUGACAAGCUCAAGGAUACCGAUAUCACUUCGUACGCUUUGGAAGCCUUAAGUCGUAGUAGAGUGCGAAAAGUCUCUAUGGUUGGACGAAGAGGGCCUUUGCAGGCCGCAUUCACGACCGCGGAACUGCGCGAGAUCAUCAAGCUGGAGGGCUGCAAAACUUUCUGGCGAGAGCAAGACUUCGAAAACGUCGAGACAAUUCUGCCGACUUUAGCCAGACCGCGGCUACGAUUAACGGAGCUGAUGCUGAAGUCUUUGAAAGAAUCCAAGACCGACUCGGUGCACGCCAAAGAGCUGCAUCCGAUCUUCCUACGCGGUCCCGUCGAGUUUCGCGGCGACAACGAAUUGAGGAGCGUUAGAUUUGCGGUCAAUCGUCUGCGAGGGGAGACGGUGCGAGAUCAGGUGGCCGAGACGACCGGCGAAUUCGAGGAGAUGCCGUGCGGUCUGGCGCUGCGCAGCAUCGGUUACAAGUCCGUUCAAAUAGACGAGGCGAUACCGUUCAACGCGAAGAAGGGAUGCGUGAGGAACACCAACGGCAAGGUCGAAGGGGGUUGCGAUGUCGCUCCUCUGUACGUCGCGGGAUGGGCAGCGACCGGUCCGACCGGCGUCAUUCUGACGACCAUGACGAACGCUUUCCAGGUCGCUAGAUUGAUGUACAACGAAUUGCCGUCGAACGGGAAAGGCGGCGGCGGCAGGGACGGGCUGCGCGACGCCGUAGAAACGAAUGCAAGCGCAACGGUCCAGACUGUGUCGUACGAAGACUGGCUGAAGAUUGAUCGCGUUGAACGUGAGCGCGGCGGGCAGCUGGGGAAAGUGCGGGAGAAGGUAAUCGACGUGAAGGAAAUGCUGGAAAUCGCUGCAAGCUGA
Molecule: messenger RNA, 1413 nt
Organism: Wasmannia auropunctata (little fire ant)
Lineage: Eukaryota; Metazoa; Arthropoda; Insecta; Hymenoptera; Formicidae
Gene: dare
Product: NADPH:adrenodoxin oxidoreductase, mitochondrial
Exons: 4
Coding region: 1-1413 (470 amino acids)
Biological process (GO): ubiquinone biosynthetic process
Cellular component (GO): mitochondrion
Source: RefSeq, a predicted model, not a curated record